AUGGAGGUGAAGCCGGAGGUGCUGCUGAAUGCCCUACGAUGUGCAAGCCGGGCCCCCAACAAAGAAUUGUCCAACUGGAGAAAUCGCCAUCCGCAUGACUGGCCUCUCCCAAGGCAGGAGCCUCCGUGGGGCACUCAGGGUGGCUCCCGGCCACGCCUGGGGUCCCUGACAGGAAGGCUCGUAUUGACAGAAGCAGCAGACGGAAUUGUCGGAGCGCCUGCCAGGCAGCUGACUCUGCGUGGGACCAAGGUUCACAGGCUGACGCCAGCCUGCCCUCUGGACCCUCUUGUCUCCUGGCCACAGACUCCCUGGCCGCCCCAGGUGGGAGGUGGCCGUUAUUCCCGGGCAGUUCCUUGCCCAGAGCUGCCGGCUCCGAGUGAGAAGCGGGCACUGUGGUCUUGCGCGGACCUGAGGGCUGGCCCCCGAAUCCUAGAAACGGGCUCCUGGGCUGACGCCAUCCCUGUCUCCCUGCUCCCCACGCUGGAGGGCCGGCCCUGCCCCUGCAGGCCUCCGACUUCCUCUGCUGCUCCCGGCUUACUCGCUGGGCUCGGUCCCUCCAUGCCCGCCUCCCCAGUCAGCGGCCACCUCCUUGGAGUUUUCCUGGGUCCCUCCCCUCUUUUCCAUUCCUGGGUCCCUUCCAGCCCCUGGCACAUAUUCUGGCACCCAGAGAGUGCUCUGGGAGGGUGGCAACCACAAAGAGCUAAGAAUUUGCUAGACGCACAAAGGGGCAAGAAGGAGCUAGGGCCAUUGCACAGAUGGGAAGACAGGGUCCUGCCCAAGGCCACGCGGCGGUGAGCCCGUGUCUCCAGCUUCCCCUGAGAGCAAGAGUCUGCGGGCUCCAGCCUCCCGUGGGGCUCCCGCAGUCCUCGGGGCUGAGCUCAAGGCCCCCACGGCCCCCACGCGGAGUCUAGGGCGGGUGCGGUGCUCCGCUCAGAGGCCGGCUGCAGACGGUGAGCGCACCUUACACACAGAAGGCCUGGGUCUCUGCUCCCAGAAGUAGCUCCUGGCCAGGCCUGACUCUUCCUGGCUGCUCCAGAAAGCUCUUCGAGGGCCAGGAAACCAAGCGGCAGCCGGGCAUUCUCGGGUGGAGGAGCGGGUGGCCGGCUGGCCUGCUCCGGGGGUGGAGGGGGGUGCAGGGUGGCCUAUGGGCCCCUCUCUGGGUGGGGGAAGGGAGGGUCCCCAGUCUCAGCUCUGUCCCUACACAACGAGCGGGUCUUAGGCAGGCAGUUUGUCGCCUCAGCUCUCGGCCCAAACUCCAGGCCCUCGCAGGCGCAGCUCUCGGGCCGGUCCCGCCUCCCCCCAGGGCCAGGUACCCUGGGGCAGGUCUGCGGGCCAGGAGCAUCCUCCAGUCCCAUCCCGGCCGGCCACUGCUGUCACUCUAUCCCGGUGACCCAGUUUCCCUCCUGUCCAUGCCAGGGGGGGCGGGGGGCCCUGGGGAGACAGUGUCCCCCUUUGAGGAGAGGGUGGCGGUGGAUCAGAUGUCCCGGGCGCGGCGUCUGCGGGCUGGGGACAGGGGCCAUGGCUUGCAGGUCUUCAAUAGCCCGAGAUUAAGUUCCGUCCCUGGGGGCCCCGUUGUGUGGCCAUUGUGACGGCGUGGGAACCGAGGCGUUCUGGGCCAGACAGGGACGCAUCUCGGGCCUGGGGGCCGACCGGGCAUCCCGCGGGAAGGAGCACGCGCAGCUAGCUGUCCACCUGGGGUCUCGGGGAAGCCUGGACUCCGGCCGGGCAGCCUGCGACGUGUCCACGCUGGGUCCCCAGAACCCUGCCGGACCCCCGUGCGCCGCCUGAGGGAAGGUGCUCCUUUUUUGCAGUCCGGUGAGCAGAGCGUGGGCCGAAUUUCAGGCGUCUAUCCUUGGUCAGUGCACCAUCUGCACACGUGCGCAGCAGACCUCACUCCGCCCCCGGCCCCUCCCCACCCCUCUUGAGGCUCUCCUCAGCCUCUUCUGCUCCCUUCGGCAAAGUCCUCCCCCGGCGCCCCCCCAGCUCGGAUUGCAAGGCUGUCCUCCGCUGACAAAGCCACAGGCCGGUCCCUGCUGAUGUGAUCGGAAGUGUGGGGCCACCAAGUCCAGGUGCUGGCUGUAAGCUCUCGCGUUCCCUCCCUGGAGACGCCAGUGCAGGAGUGAGGAGGACUGUGGGAGGCUGGGAGGCCCCCACCCCGGGGCCUGAGCGCGCCCCCUCUCCAUCACCCUCACCUUCCCCGGCUGCGGCCCCCAGCACCCGCUUGGCGGGGCCGUCGUGCCCGGCUCUGCGCUCUCUCUCGGUGCCCCAGACACAAGUCCUCGCGCGUGCGGACGUGUGCACAUCUCCACACGUGCAGGUGAGCCCGCGUGCGGGGGUGAGGUGCUGCACGUGCAAGCAGAGGACACGUGUGACCGCGUGCACACACGCCCAGAGCAGGCGCCCGCGGCCCGAGCAGGCUCCUUCCGUCCGGCACAGCUGCAGAC
This is a messenger RNA of Felis catus (domestic cat), 2444 nucleotides long. RefSeq lists its product as uncharacterized. The transcript has 4 exons. Lineage: Eukaryota; Metazoa; Chordata; Mammalia; Carnivora; Felidae. The coding region runs from base 1 to 795 and encodes 264 amino acids. The record is from RefSeq and is a predicted model, not a curated record.